AGGGCGGGGUGAGAGGGGACCUGGGAUGACCCCUGACCCUGAGGGGUUAAAGGUCACCUCUGAGGUCACCUUGAGUCAGACCAGCGGACCUGUGACUGAGGGGCUACCUGAAUCAGACAUUACUAGUCGAACACCAACAUCCUCCUCUCCGGAUCCAGACAGAAGUAAUCAAAGACAGACAACCAGGACAGAAAUCAACAGUGGAACAGAUUCAUCAUUCAUCUCUUUAGAGACAGACAUUACUAGUGGAUCUCUAUCUCCCUCAAACACUCUAACAUCACAAAUCACUCUGACUCCCCCCAUCCUAACACACCCCACACACACUCCCCCAAACACCCUCACUGACUCACCCCUCUCCUCCUCCUCCUCCUCUUCCUCUCCUCUCCUCCCUACCCUCCCGGACUCACCCCUCUCCUCCUCCUCUUCCUCUCCUCUCCUCCCUACCCUCACUGAGUCACCCCUCUCCUCCUCCUCCUCCUCCUCUUCCUCUCCUCUCAUCCCUUCCCUCCCUGACUCACCCCUCUCCUCCUCCUCCUCCUCCUCCUCCUCCUCUCCUCUCCUCCCUGACUCAUACCUCUCCUCCUCCUCUUCCUCUCCUCCCCCUUACUCACCCCUCUCAUCCUCCUCCUCCUCUUCCUCUUCUCUCCCCCUGACUCACCCCUCUCCUCCUCCUCAUCCUCCUCUCCUCUCCUCCCUACCCUCCAUGACUCACCCCUCUCCUCCUCCUCUUCAUCUCCUCUCCUUCUUACCCUCCAUGACUCACCCCUCUCCUCCUCCUCCUCUUCCUCUCCUCUCCUCCCUACCCUGCAUGACUCACCCCUCUCCUCCUCCUCUUCAUCUCCUCUCCUCCCUACCCUCCAUGACUCACCCCUCUCCUCCUCCUCCUCCUCCUCUUCCUCUCCUCUCCUCCCUACCCUCCCGGACUCACCCCUCUCCUCCUCCUCCUCCUCCUCCUCCUCCUUCUCCUCCUCCUCCUCCUCUUCCUCUCCUCUCCUCCAUACCCUCCCUGACUCACACCUCUCCUCCUCCUCGCCCCUCAGUCCUGACAGAGACUACAACGGGACUACAAAUCCCUUCAUCUCCUCUUCAUUCACCACAGCAGAGCUGCCUCUGGGAGAUGUAGUCCAGACCACCGCCUCACCUCUGACCCCUGAUCGACCUCUACUGGUUACCACGACGACCAGCACCACGACGACGGACAGUGAAUCGCAAUGGCCAGAGACGGACACAGACACACCCCUGCUCUCACACACACACGCUACACACGCCAUCCAAACACACACACCUUUGUUGGACAUGUCACCUGCACACACACCUCUCUCACAGACACCUGUACUGUCCUCAACCGCGGCGUCCUCCCCCUCACCACUCAAUCCUAUCCAGGAUCACACCGCCACCCAUCCUGACCACUCAACCGCGGCGUCCCCCCCCUCACCACUCAACCCUAUCCAGGAUCACACCGCCACCCAUCCUGACCGUUCUGUUUUGACCCCGACCCCAACAGCUCUGACCUCUGACCCCAGUGGUUCGAACACAACUCCCCUCUACUCUGUCGUCACAACCACAACCACAACACAACCAUCACUGACCACGAAACAACCAUCCACAACCACAACACAACCAAUCUCUUCCACACAUUCCACACAGUCGUUCCCCAGGCUCAGGACCACCAGACCCCCACCCUGGUCCGCCCCUCACCCCAGCUCCACACACAGACCCAGGGUCUUCAUCCUGUCUGACCGGCCUGCUACCAUCAAAGAAGAGUCCAUUGAGUUGCUGCUGCAGGUGAUUCUGGAGGAGAGCAGCUCUGACCCGACCAGCAGUCUAGAGGACGACACUAUAGCCUGGGUGGCGCCCUACCUCCAGAGAGCCCCGGGAUUCCAGGACCUGCAGGGGGUUUGGAGCAGCGGUCAAGCGGUGCAGAGUGUGGUGGUGUUUAGGACCUCGGGAGCGUUGGCCUGGCUGGGCGUAUCAGGAGCGGGGUCUCUGCUGGAACGGACCGGAUUGGCCCAGGCUGUCAGAGAGGGGCGGAGCGUCAGAGGGUCAAAGGUUACGAACGUCACUGUGGGAGGUGUGCAGGAUGAUGUGUGCUUGUGGUUGUUCAACUGCCCUGCAGCAGGUUUUGAGUGUUUGUCCAGACCAGGUCACAUGGCCGUCUGUUCCUCGGUCUGUCACUCUGACUACUGUCACAACCAGGGCAUCUGUACCCACCACCCUCACCAACCACCCCUCUGCCAGUGCCCUGUGGGGGAUCAUUUCUGGUUCAUGGGUCGUCGUUGUGACGUGAGGAUGACGCAGCAGCGGCUGGUGGGGGCGUGCCUUGGUGUGCUGGUUGCCAUAGUUACACUGAUUGGCGCCGUGGCCUGGCUGGCGGUGCGACGAUACAGAGCCAUGUUGAUAAAGACUAAAGUAGACCAGACACGCAGCAGCUACCGUAGGUUCAACCACUUUGACGAGCUGUCAGGUCGUUUCUGGGGGCGGUCCGUUGGUGGAUCAGCUGACUCGUUGGAUAACCCCGUCUUCACCCGCUCCGACGAGUUGCUACACCGGAGGGCACUCGACCGCACCUGCUGUUACCACGACGAUACGCUGUCCCUGGCCUCCACCUGCCCUAGCAAUGGAACACACCUCAACACCGUCUACCCACACAAUUCCCAGUACGGCUGGGCGGUCAGCGAGGUCAGCCUGGCGGAGUGUGUGUUGGAUUCUGGGAAAGCCAGUGACCUGUCAGUGUGCAGCUGGCCCAUAGAACCCAUCCAGUGGACACCCUUCCCCUGCCAUCCUCUACACACAGAACCACCCGGUACCUAUUAG
Messenger RNA from Oncorhynchus nerka (sockeye salmon), 2814 nucleotides. RefSeq lists its product as uncharacterized. The coding region runs from base 1297 to 2814 and encodes 505 amino acids. The record is from RefSeq and is a predicted model, not a curated record. Lineage: Eukaryota; Metazoa; Chordata; Actinopteri; Salmoniformes; Salmonidae. The transcript is spliced from 8 exons.